AUGACCGAGACGACGACUACGACGCCGACCGACCCGAUCGCGGAGCUCUUGACUCGCGAGCGUUCGUGCAUCUUUGAGACGCGCGUCGAGAUGGCUGCCGAGUGCAAGGAGGCCGGCGCGACGUCGCAAAAAACCGGCGAUUACGCGGCGGCGGUCCGUUGCUAUGAGCGCGCGCUCUUCCACGUCGAGUUUGAUGAAGGCACGUGGGCCUUUGAGCUUUUGGACAAGCACCGUGACGCUGUCAACGUCGUGCGGCUUCCGGUGUAUCUCAACCUCGCAGCGUGCUACCUCCAUGAGACGCUACUCGACCCGGCCAAGGUCCACGAGCACUGCGACCUCGCGCUGGCCAUUGAUGCAGACAGCGUCAAGGCCUUGUACCGAAAAGGCCAAGCCUUUCUCCACAACAACGACAGCGACGGCGCCGCCAAGGUGCUUGCCAAGGCGGCGCGGCUCCAGCCCAACGACAAGGCGAUCCGCGCGGCGCUUGCGCAAUGCAAAGAAAAACAGGCGCUGGCCCGCGACCAAGACAAGAAGCGCUGGGGCGGCCACUUGCUCGCGGCCAAAGACGUCCCGCCGGCCGCCGACACUGCCCCACCGGCGGCUGCUUGGCCUCUGUGGAUGCUCUUGCCCUCGCUCGUCGUGCUUGUUGCUGCGGUGCUGUACGCUGUUUAUGCGUACUAGGCUGCGGAGGAAUAAAGCAUUUUAUACACAAGGCAAAGCUAGUUGUACUCGUACACCUUGACCUUGUUGAGGUACUUGUCGUC
Saprolegnia parasitica CBS 223.65 is the source of this 764-nucleotide messenger RNA. RefSeq lists its product as hypothetical. Gene Ontology annotation, molecular function: protein binding. The record is from RefSeq and is a predicted model, not a curated record. The transcript has 5 exons. NCBI's taxonomy places the organism in Eukaryota, Oomycota, Saprolegniomycetes, Saprolegniales, Saprolegniaceae. Bases 1 to 681 code for a protein of 226 amino acids.